Messenger RNA from Leucoraja erinaceus (little skate), 2579 nucleotides. It is a transcript of the gene smad3b, whose product is annotated as SMAD family member 3b. NCBI's taxonomy places the organism in Eukaryota, Metazoa, Chordata, Chondrichthyes, Rajiformes, Rajidae. Gene Ontology annotation, biological process: anatomical structure morphogenesis; regulation of transcription by RNA polymerase II; SMAD protein signal transduction. The transcript is spliced from 9 exons. Gene Ontology annotation, molecular function: RNA polymerase II cis-regulatory region sequence-specific DNA binding; I-SMAD binding; DNA-binding transcription factor activity, RNA polymerase II-specific. The coding region runs from base 75 to 1358 and encodes 427 amino acids. Gene Ontology annotation, cellular component: heteromeric SMAD protein complex. The record is from RefSeq and is a predicted model, not a curated record.
CUCUUCCCUCCUCUCCUCUCCUCUCUGCCCCCCCCUGCUCCGGAGACGGGAUUGAAGGAGAUCGGUGCUGGAAAAUGUCUUCGAUCUUGCCUUUCACGCCCCCGAUUGUCAAGCGGCUCUUGGGCUGGAAGAAGGGUGAACAAAACGGGCAGGAGGAGAAAUGGUGCGAAAAAGCGGUGAAGAGUUUGGUGAAAAAGCUGAAAAAGACCGGCCAAUUGGACGAGUUGGAGAAGGCAAUAACUACUCAGAGUAUUAACACCAAGUGCAUAACCAUCCCCAGGUCUCUUGAUGGAAGGCUUCAGGUAUCCCAUCGGAAAGGCCUGCCCCACGUCAUCUACUGUCGCCUGUGGCGCUGGCCGGACCUUCACAGCCACCACGAGCUUCGAGCCAUGGAAAUGUGUGAGUUUGCCUUUCACAUGAAGAAGGACGAGGUCUGUGUGAACCCUUACCACUACCAAAGGGUGGAGACCCCAGUUUUACCUCCUGUUCUCGUGCCAAGACACACAGAUAUGCCUGCUGAAUUACCACCCCUGGAAGACUACACACAUUCCAUCCCAGAGAACACAAACUUCCCAGCGGGCAUCGAACCACAGUGCAACUACACACCAGAAACUCCCCCGCCAGGUUACAUAAGUGAAGAUGGAGAAACCAGUGACCAUCAGAUGAACCACAGCAUGGACACAGGGUCUGCGGCUGACCUGUCACCAAACCCCUUGUCACCAACACACAGCAACUUGGACCUGCAGCCCGUCACUUACUGUGAGCCAGCGUUCUGGUGCUCGAUAGCUUACUAUGAACUGAACCAGCGAGUGGGGGAGACCUUUCAUGCCUCGCAGCCCUCUCUCACUGUGGAUGGCUUCACUGAUCCAUCCAACUCUGAACGCUUCUGCUUGGGGUUGCUCUCAAAUGUGAACCGUAACGCAGCAGUUGAGCUGACAAGAAGGCACAUUGGCAGGGGAGUCAGGCUAUACUACAUUGGGGGAGAGGUCUUUGCUGAAUGCCUGAGUGAUAGCGCCAUCUUUGUUCAGAGUCCAAACUGCAACCAGCGCUAUGGAUGGCACCCUGCAACCGUUUGCAAGAUUCCACCAGGAUGCAACCUGAAGAUCUUCAAUAACCAGGAGUUUGCAGCUCUGCUGGCUCAGUCAGUGAACCAAGGCUUCGAAGCAGUAUACCAACUGACACGGAUGUGCACGAUUCGAAUGAGCUUUGUCAAAGGCUGGGGAGCAGAGUACAGACGCCAAACAGUGACCAGUACCCCUUGCUGGAUUGAGCUACAUCUGAAUGGACCUCUACAGUGGCUGGACAAAGUCCUCACCCAAAUGGGAUCACCGACCAUUCGCUGUUCAAGCAUGUCAUAGAAGAUUGGUUUCAGCUCAGGGAAGACAGCUGCCAAAUUUUAUGGGCCUGGCUGUAGCAGAUAAUUUAUAGAAAAAUGAAACAACAGUUGCUGCAUGGUGCCCAGAACUGGUAAUUUCCUCUGCAUCAAUAUCAGGUACCUUCAUUGCCACUUCCCCACCAUAACUUUCAGCACUUUCCGUGGCAUUGCUGUUGAGAAAAAAAUUGCAAGGGCAAAUGCAAAAAGGACAACAUCAAUUUUCAAUCUCAUUUUCUCGUGGAGGGAAAGGAUCUCUCAUUUGAACAAUGGCAAAUUGUUCUUCCCAGUACAAGCCUGGCCAUUUUAUAUUAUUUGACUUUGCCAUGUCCUAUUUCCAAGCAACGACUAUUAAUUCUAGUUGUACAGAACUUGCUCACCAGUUUCUAUUCUUCUAGAGGCCUCACGAAUAUUUUGAUGGUCAAACCUGAAACGGUAAAGACCAUGGCACUCGGAGAACUUUGUUUCACUCAAGUGGGAAGCUAAAAGGUCCUUCCACAGUUUUCUUGCAAUAUGUGGUGGUUUUGAACUCUAAGUGGUCCUUCUGCCACACUCCUGUAUCACGUCACAAACUGUUGGAGGAUGACAAGACGUUCUCAACAAUCGGUGUGCAGGGAGCUGUGAUUUCUAUUGUCAAUGUUUCCUUCCUACUAUUAUUUCCACAAGUAUAAGGGAUGGUCAAUUUGCACGCUACCCCUCCUGCUCUUUACACUCUUUUCUAGUCAGAGUUGAAACAGAUUACAAGCACUUGGUUAUCAUAGCUAGGAGCUGUUCUUUUUGAACAAUAGAUCUACAUUGAGAACGCUAAGGAACGCCAUUGUAUUUUUUUCUAGAUAUAGGCGCUAUAUAAAUCAGAGUUGUAGAAGUGUGAAUGUGGCUAAUACUAGGGUAGUUAAGCCCAUUUUAAAUUAUGCCCUCCCUUGCCCCGGGGGCCUGUGACACCAUUUUCUACAACUCCCACAUCUUGGGCAAGGUACUGAAUGCAGCUGGUAUCUGUGGAACCGUACCCCAGCAAUUGUAUAAUAAAGGGAGCAUUUAUUUACCCUAGUUUCUUAACUUGCUGCCUUUACAGUAACAGCGUUGUUAGGUUUUUUUUGUGAAGGGGUCCAAUUUAAAUUUCCAACACAAGCUACGUUUCUAUUGCUGGACACAUUGAGACUUUGGCUGAACUGUAACAAUUUAAAGUAGUAAAGUAUUGCUCUUGAUU